AGGAAGAACUACCCUAUUCAGAUAAUCUUAAAGUGCAACAAAUGAAACGAGGAUCCAUUGCUCGAGGAAAGAAAGUGAAUUUGUUAAACGUUCAUCAGAUGGAAUUUGAACCAGAAGUUUUAGAAGACAUUCAGACAAAUAAUUCCGAGACACCUAGAAUUCCUCAUAUAAUUCAUUUCAUUUUCAUAUCUGGUCUACAAGGAAAAGAUGGUAUACCGUGGUUUUACAAACCCAAUGUCAAUUCCUUCUUGCAUUUCAAUCCGAACUUGACAUAUUAUUUUUGGACAAAGAAGUCGGCCCGUAACCUAAUUUCAUUGAGGCAACCUGAUUUACUCUCAACAUGGGACAACUACCCUCUUGUGAUCAACAAAGCGGAUGCCUUACGUUAUGUGUUGCUUUAUGAAUUUGGAGGUGUUUAUGUCGAUCUAGACAUGAAAUGCAUGCGACCACUAGACCGAGCAACCAUAAAAUAUGCAUGUAUACUGACUCCAGAACCUUUCGAACACAGCGCCAUUCUUUUUAAAAUUCCGUUUCUGCUAAGCACUGCCUUUAUGAUGUGUCGACCAAAACAUCCGUUUAUGAAACAAGCGAUUCUUUCUUUGCAAGAGUUUUCAAGAAGACGUAACAUGUUAGCCAUUGCAGGUCCACUUUUCUUGACAACAAUGUUUAAGCGUUACAAUAAAUUUCAGCCAGGUGAUGAAUUUAGAAUGAAAACCGACUUCGAAAGUAAUUCCCCAUACUUUUACAAGGGCUCCCUUCGACAGGACCAUAACAAUGCUGUUUAUGUAGCAAAUACACUAUACUUUAUGAGCUCUUUCGACACCCAAGUGAAUUUUCAACGUGUGUGUAAUGACACUCAACGGAGAAUAGUUAAACGUGGAUGUUUUCUUUGGAAUAAGAGAAAAAACAGUAAAACUAAGCAUCCUUUUUCUUAUACCGAUCACAAAUGGGCACAUAUUUAUUCUGUAGAUGAACUAACACAUAUGAUACCAAUAGAGAACGUUAUUUUAAGAUCAAAAUUGAAAAUAUGGCAGCCCGGAAAUCACGAAUAGGCGUUGAUGUUCUGUGACAGAAAUGAAAUAAAUGUAGUGCUAGUAUAUAUCGCAAAACUAAUUUAGGAGGAUUGGAAAGGGUAACAUUUAUUAACACGUGUCCCGUAUUUUGAUUAACUGUUUAAACUGCACAACUGACCGUCCCAAUGCAAUACCCCACUCACUGAUUUUUGUGUUCUAGCAUAUCAGUUUUGC
This is a messenger RNA of Mercenaria mercenaria, 1247 nucleotides long. RefSeq lists its product as uncharacterized. Bases 42 to 1052 code for a protein of 336 amino acids. Gene Ontology annotation, molecular function: mannosyltransferase activity. Gene Ontology annotation, biological process: mannosyl-inositol phosphorylceramide biosynthetic process. The record is from RefSeq and is a predicted model, not a curated record. The transcript has a single exon. Lineage: Eukaryota; Metazoa; Mollusca; Bivalvia; Venerida; Veneridae.